AUGGACAGUGCGCAAGGCGACUCGAAUGCACGCGGGAUCCCCACCGCACCGUUUGUGACGGAUGUCGCUGAAUUUAUUGGCGGGGCUGAUAAGGAUGUCAUGCCGACCCUUCAGCAGUUCCAAGACGCGAUCUCCAAGUACAAGUUUAUGGAAAUGAGCACGGCACAGCGCAGAAAAGGACUGGAGCAGAAAAUCCCCGAUAUUUCCAAGACAUUGCAGAUGGUCGAGUUCCUGAAAACACGAAAGGAACACCCUGAUCCGACAGAAGUGACAUUCGAGUUGAAUGAUACUCUUUUCGCUCGUGCGGAGCUGGAUCCCGUGGAUCGUGUGCACUUGUGGCUGGGUGCCAACGUCAUGCUUUCGUACGAAAUUGACGAAGCAAUCUCGCUCCUAAAAGACAAACUGGACACGGCGAAGAAGAACUUGGACUUGGCCAACAAGGACCUGGGCUUCCUCCGUGAUCAAAUUACGACCAUGGAAGUGAACACAGCUCGCGUGCACAACUGGGACGUGAAGCGGCGUCGUGAAUUGUAG
This is a messenger RNA of Malassezia pachydermatis, 534 nucleotides long. Its product is annotated as prefoldin subunit 3. The record is from RefSeq and is a predicted model, not a curated record. Gene Ontology annotation, biological process: protein folding; tubulin complex assembly; microtubule-based process. Gene Ontology annotation, molecular function: tubulin binding. The coding region runs from base 1 to 534 and encodes 177 amino acids. Gene Ontology annotation, cellular component: prefoldin complex; cytoplasm. Lineage: Eukaryota; Fungi; Basidiomycota; Malasseziomycetes; Malasseziales; Malasseziaceae. The transcript has 5 exons.